AUGAAAAAAGCCACUGCUAUGGGUCUUUUUAACGGAAUCAAAUUCUCUAAUGAAGGACUAAGAGUAAAUUUAGAGAAGUGUAGCAUCUAUGGGAUAGGGGUGGAGGAUCACGAAGUACAAGAUAUGGCAAACUUGUUAAGGUGUAAAAAAGCCCCGAUACAAGUUUUGGAGUCCCUUGAUAGAAUAAGACGAGUAUUCUUUUGGGGAGGAUCGGAGGAAAAAGCUAGAAUGAAUUGGAUGGCAUGGGAUAAAACGAUAGCUCCGGUGGAAUACGGGGGUUUGGGGUUUGGUUCACUAAGGGAUGCGAAUAUAGCGAUGUUGGCAAAAUGGUGGUGGAGGUUUAAAACGAAAAAAAGCGGUUUGUGGAGACGCGUUAUCUGGGCAAUACAUCAUAAUUCGCGAGGAUGGAAAGAUAUCCCAAUAAAAGUUUCUAUGGCCCGGCCUUGGAAGAGUAUCGCUAGUGUUCGAAAUAUUUUAUUAGCCGCUGAUAUCGAUUUAAAUACAGCUUCAAAUGCAGUCUUGGCUGAUGACAAGUGGUUGUGGAAGUUUGAUGGUUCGGGUUCGUUUAAUGUUGCAAGCAUAAAAAGAAUUCUGGGAGCGGCUAAUCGCGUGCGGCCUGCAAGGGUAUUCAAAUGGAAUAAUUGGGUCCCGGAAAAAGUUGGAAUAGUGGCAUGGAGAGCUGAAAUGGAACGCUUGCCGACAAAGAGUGCAUUAUUUGCUCGGAAUAUUCCAGUGCAAAACCAAAUGUGCGCCAUGUGUGGAAACUAUUUCGAGACUAGUGAACACAUUUUUGUUUCAUGUCACUUUGCUCAACUGAUAUGGCAAAAUGUUGUGAAUUGGUGCUCGAUUCCACCUAUCAUUGCAUUUGAUAUAAAGGAUUUAUUAACACUACAUGAGAUAAGCUCGGGUUCCUCCAGAAAGAAGAAGGUGUUGUAG
Helianthus annuus (common sunflower) is the source of this 936-nucleotide messenger RNA. RefSeq lists its product as uncharacterized. NCBI's taxonomy places the organism in Eukaryota, Viridiplantae, Streptophyta, Magnoliopsida, Asterales, Asteraceae. The record is from RefSeq and is a predicted model, not a curated record. The coding region runs from base 1 to 936 and encodes 311 amino acids. The transcript has 4 exons.